Molecule: messenger RNA, 2624 nt
Organism: Menidia menidia (Atlantic silverside)
Lineage: Eukaryota; Metazoa; Chordata; Actinopteri; Atheriniformes; Atherinopsidae
Source: the annotation of a GenBank genome assembly
GAGACGGUCACGGUGAAUUUCUCCUCGCUCUCUCAUCUUAUCUGCCACCAGGGUGGCACAUGUGCAGAACUACAGAGAGCGAGGAGAAAGUCACUUCCGGCGUGGCCCCUGGCCACGGAAGCUUGGAGGAUCCUGCCUUUGAAAACACUUGACACGAUGUCCACAUCACAGGCUCCUCUGCUCUGUCAAACAGUGUCAUGGAAUCUGUGGAGUGAAACCAGUGAGGGCGAAAAAAAUAAAUCAGAAAAAAAACUCACGAAAUUAUUUAUUUUUUUCUGCUUUAAUUUGCAAUGGCACAGAAGAUAACAUUCGCUUUCCAAACGUCACUCGGGGGAGUGACCGGUUGUUGUGACCUGGUUGAACAAGCAACGUUUAGAUCAAACCAGGAAGAAGUCUAACCGAACUUUAAUGUUUGCUGAGUGCGAGUGCUUGCUGGGGACUUUUGGGGUGGGUGUGGCUGAUAGCAGACAUAUAACGCAGAUUUAAAUGCUGUAGUUUAAAGGGCUUCGCGUGCGACCUUCCGGUCUAAAGCCAGUGGGCGUUCACCCGGAAAAGCGGCCGGAGGAACUGGCGCUGACCGCCGAUGAAUCCGAUGGACUUCCUGGAGCCCGAGGAGCUCCUGCGGUUUUUCCACUGCCGUAAAACCGAAAUGUCGUGCAUGGAGAAACCGCAAACCUUCCUCAGGCAGCUGAGGGAUUACAACCUGAUCCCGGAAGACAGAUACAAGAGGGUGAGUCGGAUGAAGAGUAAAGAAAACAUGAAGGCAGGCGUUUAUGACAUCCUGGAUCGGCUGGAGAGAGAGCAAUCUCAGCACAUCAAAGUUUUCUGGACGUGCGUCUUUAAGGAGACUAUCUUGCACGAAUACCCGACCCUGAGGCAGCUGCGGGACAGUCUAUUGGAUGGAUCUUACCAUUGUGACCUACGACUGGCUGAGAGGGUGGAGGAAGAGGAGGAGCAAGAUGGAAGGGGGAGGUUGGCACUCUCAGAAGACAAGGAGAAGAAAGCAAAGUUUGAGAUAAAGAAGAGGAAACGCAGAAAUGUGAGCACUUCCAACGAUGAGCAGGAGCAGCCAGGUCCAUCUUCCCUCUUGAGUCCAGGUCAGAGGAAAAAGUCCAAGAAAAUCCAUUUUUCCUCCCCUUUAAAGAAGGGCGAGAAGGGGGACAUUUGGACCUGGCCGAUAUAUAAGUCACAGCUGCCCGUGACCUGUGGACAAAUGAAGGGAACGCUUAUUCGAGAAAAAAUGGAGACAGGGGACAGAUGCAUCCUGGCCGAGAAACAGUGGUUCAAGCCCAAUGAAUUCGAAAAGUUUUCAGGAAAGGGGAGCUGUAAAAACUGGAAGACCAGCAUUCGAUGCGGCGGCACUACCCUCGGAAAACUUAUUAAGGAGGGCCAACUGAAAUCUGCAAUAUAUAGGAGAAGGAAAGCGGUCAGGAAAACUCCUCCUUCUUCAAAUGAUUCCAUCGCAGAGUCUGAUUCGGAGGAAGAGCACGAAGUUCAGGUUUUAUCAAAUGGAGAAGAGAAUCGGACAGAUGAGACAGAAGGAGAAGAAGGAGGGGAGACGGAAGAGGAGCAGCCAGAAGCCCGCUUCGACCAUAAUCAGAUGGUGUUCGACGUAACAUGUGGAGCUUUGUCUGGGACUUUAUACAAGAAGCGAUUUGUAUCAGGGCGUAUCGGGAAGAGCAUUCGCACUGACACCAGAUGGAUGAGUCCCAUAGAGUUCGUGAAAGCAGCAUCAGGCCAAACAGACGGGCCCUGGAGAAAAGACAUCGAAUAUGAUGGAAAACCUAUCAGUGAUCUCAUUAAGGCAGACGUUUUGAAGAUCCACUCUCUGCUAUGCACGUGCGGACUGUGCAGUGGACAGUCUGAGGACCUGGAAAAUGAGAGAAAUGACGACGAGUGCUGCAUCUGUAAAAGCGGUGGGGAGGAAGAGCUGGUUGUUUGCGACGAAUGCCCAAGGUCUUUCCAUCCCAAAUGUCACCUGCCUCAUGUGGAAGACGAGACAUUAAGGCCCGACCAAGCGUGGGCGUGCACAUUCUGUAUUUUCGACCAAUAUAAACAGUACCGAUCUGGAGAUGAGAGGAAUAUGGAAGAGGCCAUGUGCCGUCCAGUUUCUUUGCACCUGCUGGAGUGCCAGUAUCUCCUUCUGUUUCUGUUUAAUGCUGACAACGAGCAGAUAUUUGCCACCAACCCUCAGCUUCAUAUAGAUAAUUACUCCAGUUAUGUCAAGACCCCGAUGUGGUUGGGCAAGGUUACCGACAGGCUGCAGGGGAAGGAGUACUCCAGUGUCAACCAGUUUAUAUCUGACAUCCAGCUCAUAUUCACCAACUGUGCGUCAUACAAUAAGAAAAAUCCAGAAUUCCUGGCAAUGGGCAAACGGUUGAAGCAGCUGUUUGAGGGAGAAGUUAAGAUGGCCUUAAACAUCUCUGAGUCCUCUGACAUGUCGUGUUAAGUUCACAAACUGAUCUUGGGACAAAAUACCAUAAGUGAUCUCAAACAGCUGUCAUAACGGUGGCAGUUUUGCAGUUCUGACACAUGGCAGUAUGCAUUGAGACGACAGCAAAAAACUAUCCAUCCAUCCAUUUUCCACCGCUUAUCUGGGGUGUGUGUGUAUAUAUCUAUAUAUA